GCGCGCGUGUGUGUGUGUGUGUAUAUGUAUUUACGUAGAGAAUAAAAAUAAAAGCAUGGAUUAUAAAUAGCGUCUCAUCGAAAGCUCGUCUCGUGCCUAAUAAAUAAACAACUCUUUAAUGAGAUGGUAAUUAAUUCCUAGUAGCCUCUGGUGAAGUCUCGAACGAUAAUCGAUCAAUAAUAUCUACAUACGUCUUCUCGUAAAAAAAAAAAAAUAAAAAGAAGAAAAGAAAAAAAGGAAAAACAGAAAAAUUUUCUUUCUUGUUCUUUCUUUCUCUCUUUCUCUCUCUCUCUCUCACACACACACUACUCCGAAGAGUGUAUCUGAAAAAAGAAACAAUGAUCGCAAAAAAAAUGAUGUAGCGUCUCUCGUCGAGACAUAAAUAAAUACCUAUAAUAUAUACUUGCGUCCAAUCCUCAUCCCACCCAACCCCUCUCCAAUAUCUCCACCACCACCAUCACCCUGUACACUCGUUUUUAUUGCUCAUUAAAUAGUAAACCUAUCAGUUAACGACGAAUUCUAGAAAUGGUGCGAAAUAAAAAGAUGAAGAUACCAAUGUCUGUAAGAGAAUAAAACCAAUCUCUUCCUUCAAUUCAUCUUCCUCCCUCUCCCCCUCCAUCUCCCCUCUUAACCCGACCCCGAAGAUAUUUUAUUCUCUACCAACGGAUUUCGCGAGUUUGCGUUCUCGACUUUCCCCACUCGCGGCCAAGUGUUUUCACUUCUUUACGAGUGUGCCCGCGCUUAUGUUAGUGCCGAUCCAAACAUCGCGUAGCAAACUCGACGAUCUCGAAAGAGAGAGACAAAAAGAGAGGCCGAAAGAGAGAAGGAGAGAGAGGGAGAGAGUGAGAGAGAGAGAGAGAGAGAGAGAAAAAGGGAGAGAGAGAGAGAGAAAGAGAGUGUUAUCCUCCUCUCGAUUUUGAAGUGUGAUUUUGAAUUAAUAAGAUCCAAAAAAAAAAAGCGAAAGAAAAAGAAAAAGAAAAUACAAUAAAAUAAAAUAAUCGAGAAGACUUGAUUUCAAGAAGACGAACGAAAAAUGUCGAUCAUACGGACGAUCUUAACGUUUUGCGUGCUGGUGGUCGUGAUCACGCAAGCGAAGCCUACGAUUUACAAGAGAAAUCAGGACAACGUUUUUGAACCAGUAAUGAUACCCGUGUCUUCUACCGUAAUCCCAUUGCCAGUUUAUAAAGUUGAAUAUGGAUUAGGUUUUAUAUCAAAAGAUAAGAAAGCUCAAUCCUCGUUCAAACCAGAUGGCACUGUGAAAUUAAUUACAAUUAAAAAAAGUCAAGAAAAGAAAAUUUAAUUUGGAUCGUUUCGAUGAUAAAUAUAUAAAUGAUUCGUAAUGAUAAAUAAAUUUAAUGUAAUUUAGAGAGCUUAUUAUAAUUCUGCGCAAACGUUGAUAUCGUUUUUAACAUAAGUUUAAAUGCUUUACACCAAAAAUUAAUUUAUCUCCAACACAUUUCUUCUUAAUAAUUAAUUUUAUUUACUCUGAAUAAUGUUUUAGUAUAUAUUAUAUAUACACACAUAUGUACAUACUAAUGGAUUAUAUGUAGCAGAAGUAAAAAAAAUUAUAUUUGUUUUAUACUUAUAUUAAUUAAAAUCAAAAUAGAAUCUUUGUUAAUGAUUUUUAGAUUUAUUUAUCGAACAGAGAAUGUACAAAAGCAUGUUGUCCCUUUUACAUCCUUGUAAAUAUGAUUUUAAAUAUUUCAUAUGUCCAAUCAAUUAAAUUUUGCACACAUACAUAUAUGCAAGUUUGUAUAAGGAUGUAAAAGGUAUAUACUAGUAAUGCGUGU
This is a messenger RNA of Vespa velutina, 1790 nucleotides long. RefSeq lists its product as uncharacterized. The transcript has 3 exons. The coding region runs from base 1034 to 1300 and encodes 88 amino acids. NCBI's taxonomy places the organism in Eukaryota, Metazoa, Arthropoda, Insecta, Hymenoptera, Vespidae. The record is from RefSeq and is a predicted model, not a curated record.